Messenger RNA from Dioscorea cayenensis subsp. rotundata (Guinea yam), 657 nucleotides. RefSeq names its product NADH dehydrogenase [ubiquinone] 1 beta subcomplex subunit 8, mitochondrial. Bases 106 to 519 code for a protein of 137 amino acids. NCBI's taxonomy places the organism in Eukaryota, Viridiplantae, Streptophyta, Magnoliopsida, Dioscoreales, Dioscoreaceae. The transcript is spliced from 4 exons. The record is from RefSeq and is a predicted model, not a curated record.
AGAAAGGGACGAGUUGCAACCGCUAGCUAGCCAGGAUAAACAGGUUAGGUUCAAUCUUGAUUGACCCAUUUACUAACUUGAUCGACCCGAUGGAUAGAUAAAUUGAUGAAAAGAGGUGGAUCGGAAGAGGAAGAAGCGAAGAUGGCAGGCAGACUCAGCAGUGCGGCCAGCCGGAUCAUGGGAGGCGGCGGUGUGGUCGGGAGGUCCCUCCCCUCCGCCUUCCGUACCCGCGCCGGCAUGGGCCUUCCCGUCGGCAAGCACAUCGUCCCCGACAAGCCUCUUCCUGCGCACGAUGAACUAAUUUGGGACAAUGGCACUCCCUACCCCGAACCUUGCGUUGACCGCCUUGCCCCUACUAUCGGAAAGUAUGAGGCGCUGGCUUGGCUUUGUGGAGGCCUGAGUUUCUUCGCGUCCAUCGGGCUGCUGGCGGUGUGGAAUGACAAGGCUUCCAAGAUACCAUUUGCCCCCAAAGUCUAUCCUUAUGAUGACCUUCGAGUGGAGCUUGGUGGAGAGCCUUGAUGCUCUUUGCUGCAUUUUACAAGUCAUAUGACUAUCUUAGUUUGUGGAUUUUAUUUGUUUCUAAUAAAAUGGAAAGAAAUGGUGAAUAUCUUAAUCUUGGAUUGAUUUUAUGGGCACUCCAGUGCCAUAGUACUUGAA